Molecule: messenger RNA, 1416 nt
Organism: Neoarthrinium moseri
Lineage: Eukaryota; Fungi; Ascomycota; Sordariomycetes; Amphisphaeriales; Apiosporaceae
Exons: 10
Coding region: 1-1416 (471 amino acids)
Biological process (GO): amino acid transmembrane transport
Cellular component (GO): vacuolar membrane
Molecular function (GO): amino acid transmembrane transporter activity
Source: RefSeq, a predicted model, not a curated record
AUGCGUACAUCUGAAUUCGAGUCGAGUGGCAAUGACCACAACAACGUAGAGAAGAUCGAGGAAGGAGUGCAACGGAGUGCAACUCCGGACGAGGUCUCCAAGACCGAAGCUCUCGACGAUGAUCAAGAAGUCUUCAAAAGCGGCACCGGUAACACUGACUUUCGCGCCCUCGGAUGGAUCCGAACUACGAUCAUCCUCAUGAAACUGUGUUUUGCGACCGGUGUGCUGGGAAUACCAUCCGCUUUUCACGUCGUAGGAUAUGGGCCAGGAAUCAUCCUUCUGGCCUGUUGGGGCUCUAUGACGACCUAUUACGCCUGGAUCAUGUACCUUUUUCGAAUGAAGUACCGUGGCAUUCACAACAUCGCCGAUGCUGCUGCUGUGUUGGGAGGCCCGAUUGCUCGCGAGAUUGCUAGUGCUAUAUUUCUCUUGACUUGGAUCCUUGCCACCGGCUCAGGAUUCGUUGGACUGGCACAAGGAUUCAAGAUCCUUGCCAACGGGAAAGUCUGCACCGUCGUCUGGACUAUGGUUGCUGCCCUUUGUACAGCGGUAGUGGCCAGUAUUCCGACUCUUGGUAGACUGGCCAUUCUCACUUGGAUCGGAUUCGCGUCGAUUUUCACGGCUGUCUUCAUUGUCGUGGUCGGUGUCACACAAGUCGAGAGACCAGCUGCGGCUCCCCAGUCCGGCCCAUACGAUCUUGGUGUCACCGCAGUUGGAGUCCCCGGCUUCGUUGCGGGACUCACGGCUACUCUCAACCUCUUCGCUGGCUAUGGCUCUACCCCAACCUUCAUGCCAGUCAUUGCGGAAAUGAAAGUACCAAAGGCAUUCCCGAAGGCUCUGUUUUCCUCUCAGGGCGCGCUUUCGGCUUGCUACAUUAGCUUCGGUGUCGUUGUUUACCUUUAUUGUGGUCAGUAUGUUGCCAGCCCAUCUCUGGCAAGCGCCGGUGGUACGUUGGAGAAGGUUGCAUACGGAAUAUCCAUCCCUGGUUUCAUCAUGACCUCGACUCUAUGGGUUCACCUUGCCGCCAAAUUUGUUUUCGUCCGCAUUCUCCGUAACUCUGUACAUCUACAGAGCAACAGCAUCAUCCACUGGGUGACCUGGCUAGGAUCGACUAUCGGAAUUACUGUACUGUCCUUCCUCAUUGCGGAGGCUAUCCCCUUCUUUAGCUAUCUGCUCGGGCUUAUUGCCUCAUUCUGCUGUGCCCCAACCUGCUUGAUAAUCCCUGCUCUGAUGGGCCUUUACAUGGACAAGGGCAAUCAUGCACUGAACUGGAAAAAGAAGGCAGUUUUCGUAUUGCACUGGUUUACUGUAGUCCUCGGAUCUUUCCUCCUCGUCGCAGGCACGUAUACGACACUCCAGAGCAUCAUCGACGCAUACAACACUGGAGCUGUUGGCGGAGCGUUUACUUGUGCCGCGUAG